UUCAAGAUAGGUGUGCAUCAAGCAAUAUUCAAAUCAAAGCAAAAAGAAGAUACAACUCAAUCCGAGUUGAGUUGGUGCAUCAACUUGUUCCUCUUUCUUCCAAUUCAAACAAACUCGUCGUGUGUGUCUCUCUGUCUAUAAGUAGUUUGAUUCCCCAAUAAUCGAUGCACCAAUCAACUAGUAGUCAACUUUCGAAUCUCAUUCACCAAUUUUGCGAGCCAAAACCUCCAUUUCUUUCUCUGAUCAUCUUCAAUUUCUGACACUAACAAUGAAGAAUACAGUUUUGUUACUCCUUUUCUUGCUUCAGUCCAUUGUUGCUUUUGGUUCUGACGCAGAUCCAGUCAUGGAUUUUUGCAUACCGGUAUCACCAUCCAACCCUUUCUCCUGCAGAAACGCAUCCUUAGCCACAGUCCACGACUUCACAUUUUCCGGGAUAAAGUUUCCCGGAAACUUCAAGAAAUCCGGGUUUUCUGCCACGGCCGUCAAUUCCAAGCUCUUUCCAGGUCUCAACACUCUCGGAAUGUCGUUCGUGCGCGCCGAUUUCGACGUCGGAGGCGUGAACGUGCCUCACUUCCAUCCUAGGGCGACGGAAAUCGCAUACGUGCUGGAAGGUAAGGUUUAUUCUGGAUUCAUCGACACCAACAAUAAGAUUUUCGCGAAAGUAAUUGAGAAGGGAGAGGUCAUGGUGUUCCCGAGGGGUCUGGUUCAUUUCCAGAUGAACGUGGGCGAUUCGCCGGCGGCAAUUCUAGGAAGCUUCGAUAGCCAGAAUCCUGGGUUGCAGAAGAUCCCUAACGCAGUUUUUGGAUCUGGGAUCAAGGUGGAGCUUCUGGAGAAGGCUUUUGGAUUGAGCCCCAACGAGCUUUACAAGUUGAGGAAAAGGUUUUCUUCUGGCUAGCUUACUUAGUCAUUCACCUGUUCAUGCAAAAACUCCAACACAACAAUGUGGAUUGAAUGCAAAAAUAAUCAUGAAGUGUUGUGUGAAUCUGACAGAAUGAAUUCCAAAUUUUUCAAGUAUUGUUGCUUCUUAGAGAUAUUAUAAUCUGUUCAUUAAAAACAAAGCAGAAGCUGCUUCAGGAUUGAUUAUCCGAAUCGUAAACAGUAGAAAAUGUUUCAUAGCAGUUGCUGGUUAUGAAUAGUUGUAAAAGAGCUCACCAGAGUCUGUGUUCCGUGUAUUUGAAUGUUCAUUUUUUGAAAGUGGAGCUUGCAGACGAUGAUUAUUGGCUUGUAA
This is a messenger RNA of Prosopis cineraria, 1228 nucleotides long. RefSeq names its product germin-like protein subfamily 3 member 2. The transcript has a single exon. Gene Ontology annotation, cellular component: cell wall. Gene Ontology annotation, molecular function: manganese ion binding. The coding region runs from base 269 to 895 and encodes 208 amino acids. NCBI's taxonomy places the organism in Eukaryota, Viridiplantae, Streptophyta, Magnoliopsida, Fabales, Fabaceae. The record is from RefSeq and is a predicted model, not a curated record.